This is a messenger RNA of Diachasmimorpha longicaudata, 1458 nucleotides long. RefSeq lists its product as uncharacterized. The transcript is spliced from 3 exons. The record is from RefSeq and is a predicted model, not a curated record. Gene Ontology annotation, molecular function: nucleic acid binding. Lineage: Eukaryota; Metazoa; Arthropoda; Insecta; Hymenoptera; Braconidae. Bases 1 to 1458 code for a protein of 485 amino acids.
AUGGCUACGGAAGGAGGCGUCUCAGUGGCCAAGUGGGAGAGCAACGUUGGACCCGUCUACAGAUUUAGAGGAGAAGCCGGGGUGACUUUAGCCGCUUCCCUCGGAAGAUCAAGUCUCUGGGAUCUCUGCUCGCGGUAUUCCUCUCUCUACAAAUUCCUGAGGAUCACAGCAAUUUUCCAAACGGUUGUGGGGAAUAUGAUGCGGAAGCUGGAAAGGAAGAGGGGCGUCAUCGUUCCAGCAGUGUUCAGCCCUGGAAGCAUCGAGGCAGCUCGGCUUUAUUGGGUCAAGGCGACUCAAGCCUAUCAUCUCCAAGCCGAGUGUGACAUCAUCUCUCACGGAUUGCAGUUGAAGAAGUCUCAUCCGUUGACCAAGCUCACGGCCUUCAUCGAUCAACAGGGAGUUCUCAGAGUCGGCGGGCGGUUAAAGUUCUCUACUCUAGGACCAGAGAGUAGGCAUCAGGCCAUCAUCCCUCAAGGCUCAGUGCUCGCAGAGCUUAUCAUCAGGGACUCUCAUCAGCGGACGCUGCACGGUCGUCUACCAGUAAGAUCCUUCAUCCUCAAGUGCGUGGAGUGCGCGCGUCAUCGAGGAAUCAGAGCUCAGCAGCUGAUGGGUCAGCUUCGGGUGGCACGUCUGAUGUCGGGUCGUGCUUUCUCUAACACUGGUGUGGACUAUGCCGGACCAGUGUCUAUCAAGACUUGGAGGGGGCGUGGUCACAAAAUCCAGAAGAGUUGGUUGAUGAUUUUCGUGUGUAUGGCCCCGUCCGCUCUCCAUCUGGAAGCUGUCACGGACUACACCGCUGAUGGUUUCAUCACCGCCUACCAAAGGUUCGUGAGUCGUCGGGGAUACUGCAGACACUUGUACAGUGACUGUGGCACCAACUUCAUCGGGGCGGAUAAGGAGCUGAACAAGUUCUCCGCUGGAGCUAAGGAGUUCCAGCAUCUCUCUGCAGUAUGUCUCAAGAAUGGGACGUGUUGGACGUUCAAUCCUCCUGGAGCCUCUCAUUUCGGGGGAAAAUGGGAAGCAGCGGUCAAGCCUCUACAACCGCUCUCGGAAGAUCCUGACGAUGUGUCCUGCCUCACCCCGGGGCACUUCCUCAUUGGAGAAGCUCCAAUAGCUCUUCCGGAGCCCUCACUGGAACACCUCAACGUUGGACGACUCUCUAGAUGGCAACUGAUCCAGCAGAGGCUGCAGUUCUUCUGGAAGCAAUGGUCUACAGAGUAUCUGCAGCAGCUCCAGUCCAUCUCCAAGUGGCAUCACCCGUCCAACGAGAUCAAAGUCGGCAGCCUGGUUCUUCUCUACGACGAGCGGUUCCCGCCAGCGAAGUGGCCUCUUGCUCGGGUCACAGCUCUACAUCCUGGAAGGGACGGUCUCUCCAGAGUUGUGACCAUCAGGACCGCCUCGACGACGUUGACCAGGCCGAUCUCCAAGCUGGUUCUGUUACCGAUCUCUACCAGUUAA